AUGCAGGAGACUUUCGUGACUACGACAUACCCGGAAAUCGCAGACCCUGUCGACCCUUGCCGCAAUCUAACUCGAAUGGACCUGAUCAAACAGCGUGUCGUCUUUAGUAGCAACGUCUUUGCUAUCAACCUUGCCAUGUUGGUCUUCGCACUCUGGGCUCCCAGGGCUAUCUCCGGACGCUGGGUACUGUCAUUUAUUGUUUUCAUCAAGUCCAAGGAUUGCAUUUCAUCCCUCGUCAGUUGCGGGUACCUGAUUUACAAGGCAAUCAAGGAAUACUUCGUGCCGCCUCCACCGGUCGAGUCGAAAUGGAUUCUGUCACUGAUUCCUGCAUAUUCGGAGUCCGAAGAGAUGAUCAAGAACUGUGUCUUUUCAUUGCGAGACAACGACGCACAUCCGCACAAGCAAGUCAUGUGCAUUGUUCUGGAUGGCAAGCCGAGAGACGUCAAGCAGUACAUGCGUAUCACGACAACUUUCAAGCGCCAAUACGUCACGUCGAGAUUUAAGCGUAAUGAACUGGUUAUCACAGCCGGGUUCAUGGAAGACGUGCCGGUCAUUGUCUUUGAAAAGGUCAAGAACUCGGGCAAGAAGGAUUCACUCAUCUUGUGUCAUGACCUUUUCAACGUCAUGCGCGAGAACGCGCCUUUGUACACAAAGUUGCUACGCAAAGAGAUUGAGAAGAACGUUCUGCCUUCACUUGUUGGCGAGGACUUUCCUGGUUUCGAUAUGGUGUUCUGUACCGAUGCUGACUCGGUCAUCCACAAAGGUGCAGUCGCAGGUCUUGCGAACGCUCUCGUCCGUGACCCCAAGGCUAUCGCUUCUUGUGGCUUGGUGUUGGUAGAGCUUGAACCUGGUGCUGAAUGGUCCUACUGGAAUCUUUACCAGCAAUUUCAAUACAACUUUGGGCAGUUCGUGCGCCGACAAGCCGAAAGCGUAUGGGGCAAAGUAACUUGUCUUCCUGGGUGCAUCACUAUGGUUGCAGUGCGACCCGAGAUGGCAGGGGCGAUGACCAAAUACGCGGCACCCAUCACUGCAUACCCUGUGCUCUUGCACCAAGUUCAGUAUCUUGGAACCGACCGAAGACUGACGUACUCGAUGCUUUCGCAAAGCAAGGACCUACACACGGUGUUUGUACCGGACGCCGUCAGCGAGACAGUGGCUCCACAGUCACUCAAACACUACCUCAGUCAGCGGAGGCGAUGGGGUAGCAACGCAUAUUUCAACAACUACUUUUACAUGGCAGGCGAUAACAUGAUCUGGAUCACCCGGCUGUGGGCGUGCAUCGAAGUGACCAGACUCAGCCUGGUAUAUUACCGUGUGGCCAACACGAUUCUCUUCAUCUAUGGACUCAUCAGCAGCUUCAAUCUCAUGUCCAUCAUCCCACUACUGGUGGUUUCGCAACUGCCGACAAUCUGGUUCCUCGUCAACACAGCGACCAACAAGCAGCUCCGGCAGCGAGCACACAAGAUCUUGUUGGGAUUGGUCAUCAACAAAUUCAUGGCGCCCAUCAUGUCUGUUGCCGUGUUUACGAUUGUGGUCAAGAACCUGGGCUCACAAGCAUGGGGACUGACUCAUGGUGCAACAAGUGCAACACCAGCGGCAGCGGUCGAAGUGGCAUCGGCAGAAAAGGCGCAGACGCAGCAAGGACUUCUGGAGAAACUGGAGCCUCGCAACGGAUCGAUCAUGUCGAUCAUCACCGAGGAGUCAAGCAUUGGGUCAAACACGCCCAAAGCCAACUCGAUCAUCAGCCAAGAUAGAGAGGGCGAGUCGGAGGUCAACGAGAUUGACGAGGACGAGGCUCGAGAGAAGAUUGUGGGCCAUCUCGCAGCAGGCCUGUGA
Messenger RNA from Aureobasidium namibiae CBS 147.97, 1836 nucleotides. RefSeq lists its product as uncharacterized. Gene Ontology annotation, cellular component: cell septum; cell periphery. The transcript has 2 exons. Gene Ontology annotation, molecular function: chitin synthase activity. The record is from RefSeq and is a predicted model, not a curated record. The coding region runs from base 1 to 1836 and encodes 611 amino acids. NCBI's taxonomy places the organism in Eukaryota, Fungi, Ascomycota, Dothideomycetes, Dothideales, Saccotheciaceae.